Molecule: messenger RNA, 5511 nt
Organism: Pieris napi
Lineage: Eukaryota; Metazoa; Arthropoda; Insecta; Lepidoptera; Pieridae
Product: pregnancy zone protein-like
Exons: 29
Coding region: 127-5379 (1750 amino acids)
Cellular component (GO): extracellular region
Molecular function (GO): endopeptidase inhibitor activity
Source: RefSeq, a predicted model, not a curated record
AACUCACACAUUCGCAGCCGGAGUGGCGUUGCGACCGUUUGCGCGGACGCAUCUUAAUAUUUAAUUUUUAAAUGUUUAACGUGAUAUUAAGUGCAAGUUAUGGUUUUUGUGUAUUGAAAUUUUAUAAUGUUGUUUAUUGUGAUAAUUUGUUUGUUUUUGACGCCUGUGUUUGCGAAUUACGCUGAGAAUAUAACGAGCAAUCCAUGUACAGAUCAGAACCACUUGGUGCUGGUCCCAGGAGUAUUGACAGGUGGAGGCAGUAGCCGCGCAUGUGUCUCUCGCUUCUACCCAGAUGGGCCGGCCAGGUUACUACUGACUUUGAAUGUUAAUGGCGAAACCGUUACAUCUACAAGGCAACUGAAUCCAGGUGACGGAGGCUGUUUAGACAUCUCGGUGCCGCUUCAGCCUAAUACUAAAGCAGAAUUAAGUGUAAAUAUCAGAUAUCCAGAAGUCGGUUGCACCUGGGAGCGUCACUUGCCAAUCCGAAUUUCCAGCGGUAAACUGUUGGUCAUUCAUUCUGAGCGUGCCCGCUACAGACCUGGAGAUUCUGUGAGAUUUCGUCUCCUGGCUUUAAAAGCAGACUUGACGCCGGCACACACUACUCUUGAUGAAGUAUGGUUGGAAGGUCCUCGUGGUGCUUGGGAGGGUUCGAGACUAGCUCAGUGGUCACAUGUGAGGACUCGGCUCGGAGUGGCUCAACUUCAGUAUCAAUUAGACGAGCUGUCACCAACAGGGAAGUGGACUUUGAGAGGCAGACUAGCUGAUGGGACUCAGGGAUCAGCCGUUUUUUCAGUAGGAAACUAUGAUUUACCGCCAUUUCAGUUGACGGUUCGACACGCGCCAAGAAUACUCCGAACAAGCGAACGGCUUGUAUGGACGGUCUGUGUGAGAUAUCCCUGGUCCGAAGCAGUAGAAGGAAUGCUGGUAAUCCGAAUCCGUGGAGCGGGGUCAUCGGGCGGUAUCCGAACAGCGACCCGUAUCCGCGCACCAAGGGCCUGCCACCGACAUGCGGCCGCCGCCCGACGCAUCGGCCUAUUAGGCGACAACCCACCAGACGUCAUUGUAGCAGAUUUUUCUUUUCAGGAAGAAGGUACUAGGGUCUGGCAGAAUACGACUGUGGUUUCUGAAGUUGUUGAUAAUCCCGUCACAUUGGAGUUUCUGACCAGGCAGAGGACGGUCAUAUCUUCAGGGUUACCUUAUAAAUUAAAAGUAAAAGCCAUUCGUUGGGAUGAUAAACCAGCUUCAAACGAGAAUAUACGAAUCUGCAAAUCAGCGGCUAAAUCUCUAGAAAAAUUCAUAGUGGAUAAUUCCUCUUGCAUAGAGUCACUUACAGAUGAUAAAGGCAUCACGAGAGUUAUGUUUACGGCAAAUGGAGGUCCGUACUACGUAUUUCAGGCUUCAUGUAAAAAUGCAUCAACAAGCCUGCAGUUGAUAGUAGGUUCGAGUACUGGUCGCGCGGCCUUAGGUCCGUUGCGCGCGCAAUCUUCGGCCAAAACCUUAGUGCCUCUAUACGUCAAUCUAGACAACGUCGUACAACCACUCACUGUACACUUCGUGGUAAUCACCCGUGGAGGCAUAAUCUACCGUUGGGGUGCCACAACACAAUGCCCAUCCAGCUCCGACGAAAUUCUUACCGCAAACAGAAACUCCAACUGCGAGAACCUUCGCAACAAACCUGGCAACAUUGGCAAAAACUUUGACAGCUUCCAAAAUUUAGUCGUUGGGUCUAAUACAACAGAUGCAAUGGACUCCCUUCUAGAUGGGAAAUUGUUAAAGAUAAUGCUACCAAUAAAAGUAACACAUCAAAUGUGCCCAGACAGCCAUUUGGUUGCGUACUUUUAUUAUAAUAAUGAAUUAAUAAGUGCCAGCAAACAUCUUGAGAUGGACGAGUGUUUUGCUAAUAAGGUGGAAGCAACCUGGUCGAAUCGUCAAACUGCACCAGGAUCUAUGGCAAGCCUUCAUCUAUCAACUCCAGGACCGGCGCUUUGUGCCCUUUCGGUACUGGAUACCGCAUCAAAAUGGAUUCAGCCAGGAGAGACUAUUCGGGACCUCAUCAUGAAGAGCCUUAGAAAAUUGAUUGACGGACACAGAAAUAUGACUGAAUAUGACGCAGCGGGGGAAUGUUUCUUUUCUUCUGAAGAACUGUCCCAACUGUCCAGCAGUAACUUAGCCGAGAUGUGGUUAAGUAAUGCCGGAGUAAGACUUUUGGGAGGAAAAUCCUUCCGGAAGCAGUGUGACACUCCACCAGCCUUACUUACAGCCGAUGACAAUCUGCUUAGGAGUGACUUCUCUGAGUCGUGGCUAUGGAAGCUUGUGAUGGUAGGCGCUAAUGGUUCCGUGCUUGCGACAGCUCGUGCUCCAGACUCAAUUACACGGUUCGAAGCUUCCGCCUUCUGUGUUUCCAAAACCGGGGUCGCAAUAUCACAGCCUGCUGUUUUACAAGUAUUUCGCGAGUUCUUCAUUCAUGCGGACGCAUCGCGCAAACUGCGUAGCGGAGACGAGACUGUUUUACGAUACCGACUCUUUAAUUACCUCUACCAGCCUCUUAGUGUCCAAGUGGAGAUCAUAACAGACCCUCACCUGGAAGCCAUCAACGAGGACCCUAAACCCACUUGCAUCCAAGGUCGUAGCUCCAUUGGGAGGAGGGUCAAAGUCAUCGCCAAGAGUCCUGGCGCAGCCUUCCUCAGUAUUCGCGCGUCUACCGCCCAAUCCUGUAAUGAGACGAGGUUCACCUAUAAACAAAUUAGCGACGAAGUCGUGGUACAGAUUCAAGUGGACCCGGAAGGAGUACCUAUACAAGAACAUAAGUCUAUCAUGCUCUGUGAUAGAGACGUACCUGGGUCGGUAAAGUCCAAAGUCCAUUGGAAUUGGUCAAGAGUGGAUGUUGUACCGGGAACAGAAUCGGUGACUGUAUGGGCUGCGAGUGAUAUUACUGGACCUCUUCUGGCUGACGCCGACGCAUUAGUACUCUUGCCUCGUGGCUGUGGUGAGCAGAACAUGGCUCGUCUCGCGACCAACUUGCUUGCGCUUGCGCAACUCCAUCCCAAUUCACCUGCUGCGUACACCGCAAAAGAUCACGUCGCAAGAGGUUUCGCUCGUCAGCUCCAAUAUGUGCAUACCUCUGGAGGCUUCAGUGCCUUCGGGUCUUCCGACCUUCUAUCUUCCACCUGGCUUACAGCUUUCUCUGUGCGAUAUCUUAGAAGAGCACAUCAAGUAAUAUCUCCAGGACAGCCCAUACCCCGAGCAGUGGAGACCGCAGAAAAGUGGUUGUUAUCUCAACAAAUGGAGAAUGGCUGCUUCCGGAAUGAGGGUCAAGUUUUCCACAGAGAACUCAAGGGUGGCCUCAACGAAGACGGAGAAAUUGCAAGUGUUACCCUUACCGCUUACGUCAUAACGUCUCUAAUAGAGAGUACAAUCCCAAUUCCCCAUAAAGUCAUACAGAACUCCCUCUCUUGCCUCAGAGCAAUGCCUCCUAAGAAGAAUCCCUCUAGAGCAUACGCGUAUAGCAUAAUAACCUAUGCCUUUAUGAGGUUAAGGCGGUAUGACAGAGAGUUGAAGCAGAGUAAUGAGGCGACGAGUUGGGGAUUAGGAUUGGGGAUUGAUGAGGAGAUGAGGGAGCUGGUGGGACUAUUGAAGAUGGCGAAAAGGAGUAGCAACUACGUGUGGUGGGAGAGUGGUAGCCUAGCGACAUCUAUCGAAGCGACUGGUUAUGCGCUGCUUGCGCUGUCAGAGUGCGUCGCAGACUUGCGCAAUACAUGCGCAAGCGACGCAACUCGCGCCACCUUGUGGCUCGCUACACACACCAACGCUGCCGGCGGAUUCAUCUCUACACAGGACACACUAGUCGCUCUAGAAGGUCUCACGGCAUGGCCAUCAAUCGUACCCGCAAACAGCAGUCUAUCAGUGAGGGUGGCAAGUGGGGUGGUCAGCAAAACCGUUGCCAUCACGUCAUCCAACAAACUACCAGAGGUCAUCAAGCUACCAGUUGGGGAUGUCGAUGUAACUGUUGAUGGUACUGGAUGUGCAUUAAUCCAAGCAACUCGUCAAUAUAACACUCUAAAGCCAGAAGAUAAACAAAACAAAUUGCUCAAAGUACAAGUGGAUGUACAGACCGACGGAACGUUUAACUGCGAUGGAAAUAAUACCUGCUUCUGUGCUGCCGUUGUGGAGGUGUGUGCAGAAUGGAGCGGGGUAUUCCCAGAGAUGGCGCUGAUAGAAGUCUCACUCCCAGGUGGCUUUGGCGCCGAGACCAAACUUCUUUAUCAACAACAACUUCGUACCAAUACACUACUCCGGCGUAUAGAAGUAUCGGCGAACAAUGGACGUGUAACUUUAUACCUGGGCUCACGAAAUGAAGAUACCUCAAGAGGGGGACACCAGUGCUACAAGAUACACGCAGUGGGACCCAAAGCAAAGACCAAACCUGCCUACGCCAAGAUACUUGAUUAUUAUCGCCCCGAAAACAAUGAUAUACAAAUGUACACAAUCCCUGAAGAAUGCCGAUCCAGGAUUAGUGAUGAUACCAAAGACAUGUUACUAUCGGAGAAUAUAUUUAACAAAGCACGAUCUAUAAAUGGAGAUAUCUUGAUAAACUACGACUUUUCCUUCGAAGAUAUACCAGAAGGCUUCCCACUGGAAGAUCCCCUUUACGACAAUUUAACACAAAGAAAAAAAGACGAAAACAGUAACAUAACAAUCGACAGUGAAAAUGAGAUAUUGGGAGCUCAUGAUUUAAAAUACCAGAAAAAGUACACGGAAGAUACACAUGAUAAGAUCAAUGAAGAAACUUUAACAAACAAUGACAGCAUUAAUGUUCCAACUAAUAUGAAAAUAGAUACAAAUAAGGGAAGAAAUAUUGAAAGCAAACGGGACUUAUUCGACUAUAAUAGUCCCGAAACGGAACCGCACAACAUCGAGCGAUUUAAUAUUGAUAACCAAACUGAUAAUAAUGAAAAUAAAGGCAUAGCAGAAGGAAUAAAUGUUAUGUAUAACGAUGGUAUUGCUUCAAAUGAAUCUGACAAACACAAUACACAAGAUUCAGAAAUAAAACAAGACAAUUCAAAUAUAAAACAAAAUGCGCAUUUUGAAGCGAUAAAAUCAGAACAAGAAACAACUUCAGGUUCUGAAUUCAAUGAAGACAGCAACAAAGAAACUGAUCCGUUUUCAAAUUUCCACGUAAUCGAUUCGGAGAAAGAUUUGGAUGUUCCUACUGGAAUUGAAGGACCAGUGCCCUCAAUAGUACUACCGCCGGAUAACUUUUUUGCAAAUUCUGGCCCAUAUCCGCAGGUUGAACAAAGACGUAAGCUAUACUCAACGCCAACGUAUUUUAUUCACCCGUAUUAUAAUCAUCAAUAUUAUAGAAAUAUAAGGACGAUAUAAUUUAAGUUAACGAAGACUGAUUUCCUUAUUUUGUAACAUAAUUAAGGUAAACUAAUUAUAAAUUAAAACUAUUUAUUGUAUGUAGGCACAAGACAGCAAGGGUUGGCUGUGAAUAAAAAAUAUUUUUAAAAA